UCUUCUUCUCUCCUCUCUCCCUCUCUCUCUCUCACACAUCUUCUUUUUCUUUUUUGGCAAUAUUUCCCUUUGCUUUUCGUCUCGGACUCUGACCACGUUCGAACCGGUGAGUUACAAUGUCACGGCGGGGAGCUGGGAAGCAACCUGACGCUAGCCGCAACCAGCCCUCUCCUGCGUCUUCAUCGUCUCAUCAAGGCAGUGGGAGAGGUAGAGGAGGUGGCCGCGGCGGUGCUAGUGGAAGAGGUAGUGUUGGUGGCAGAGGAGGAAGAGGCCGUGGUGCUCCUUCGGGACUCUCUACCGUUCCUUCGCCGGCUGCUGCUUUUCCUGCUUCAUCUCCAACUGAGGCUGAUUUUCCCGCUGCACCUGCACGGGCGGCUCUAACUCCGUCUUCUUCUUUUGCGUCGUCAAGCUCGGUACCGCCUUCGACUUCGAUGUCGACGACUGCUCUGAGCAGUGAAAUCGAGGGGCGGCUCAAACUGCAGACUCCUGCGCACAAGGAUAGGGCGGCGGCGCCUCCGAUGUCGUCGAAGGCUUUGUGCCCUCCGAAGAGGCCGGGCUACGGUACCAUUGGCAAAAAAGUAUUUGUUAGAGCAAAUCAUUUUCUGGUGGAACUUGCAGACAGAGAUCUGCAUCAUUACGAUGUUUCGAUAAAUCCAGAGGUUCCCUCCAAGAAAGUCAACAGGGAUAUUAUGAUUCAACUAAUUGAAUCAUACGGUGAUUCUCAUUUGGGAAGGCGAAAUCCUGCUUAUGAUGGCAGGAAGAGCCUCUAUACGGCAGGGCCAUUGCCGUUUAAAUCCAAGGAAUUUGCUGUCAAGUUAAUUGAUAAUGAUGGUCGUGGUGCCUCAUCUAAAUCAGCGAGGAAAGAACGUCAGUUUAAAGUGGAAAUUAAGUUGGCUUCUAAAGCGGACCUGCAUAAUCUUCGAGAGUUUUUAUGCGGUAAACAGCUGGAUGCUCCGCAAGAAACAAUACAAGUUCUUGAUGUUGUCCUUAGAGCGGCACCAUCUCAGAACUAUACAUCCGUGGGGAGGUCAUUUUUUGAUCCAGAGUUGGGUCCAGGAGGUAAGCUGGGAGACGGCAUUGAAUAUUGGAGAGGUUACUAUCAGAGUCUUCGGCCAACUCAGAUGGGACUUUCCCUCAAUAUUGAUGUGUCAGCCAGGGCUUUCUAUGAAUCAAUUCUUGUGACAGAGUUCGUUGCAAAACAUUUCAAUUUCAGUUUUUCAAGGCAACUGUCUGAUCAGGAUCGCAAUAAGAUUAAAAAGGCACUGAGAGGUGUCAAGAUAGAGCUUACUCAUAGGGAGCAUUCCAGACGUUACAAAGUUGUCGGGGUAUCCACUCAACCAACUAGCCAGAUAACGUUUACUCUUGAUGACAAGAAAACAAGGAUGUCGGUUGUUCAAUAUUUUCGUGACAAAUAUAAUAUUGUGCUUCAGCACUCGUCUUUGCCUGCCCUUCAGGCUGGGAACGAUGCCAAUCCUGUUUAUUUGCCUAUGGAGCUUUGUAAGAUUGUUGCUGGACAGAGAUACUCGAAGAGAUUAAAUGAAAGACAAGUAACUAACCUUUUAAGGGCAACUUGUCAGCGGCCUAAAGAAAGGGAAAGUAGUAUUGAGAAGAUGGUUACACUAAAUAAUUUCAAUCAGAUUGAACUUGUAAAUGAGGAAUUUGGGAUUGAAGUAAGGGACAAACUUGCAGUGGUUGAUGCUCGGGUUUUACCAUCGCCAAUGCUUAAAUAUCAUGAUACUGGAAGAGAAUCAAGGGAAGUUCCCAAAAUGGGGCAGUGGAAUAUGAUAAACAAGAAAAUGAUCAACGGCGGUAGAGUAGACUUUUGGACGUGUGUGAAUUUGUCUACACGUGUGAACAGGGAUUUGCCAUUUGAAUUCUGUGAUCAAUUGAUUAACAUGUGCAACAGCAAAGGCAUGGUUUUCAACCCAGAUCCUUUGAUUCCCAUACGUUCAGCUCAUUCUGGUCAAAUCGAGAAGGCUCUAUAUGGAAUUCAUAAAGAAUUGGGAGGAAAACAACUUCAGCUGUUGAUAAUUAUUUUGCCUGAUACCAGUGGGUCAUACGGGAAAAUUAAACGAAUCUGUGAAACUGAACUGGGAAUUGUUUCUCAGUGCUGUCAGCCAAGACAAGCAUCAAAGCUUAAUAAGCAGUAUUUUGAAAAUGUGGCUCUCAAGAUUAAUGUGAAGGUUGGGGGACGGAACACUGUGCUACAAGAUGCUAUUCAAAGAAAAAUUCAUCUUUUGACUGAUCGCCCUACAAUUGUAUUUGGUGCGGAUGUGACACAUCCACAACCUGGCGAGGACUCAAGUCCUUCAAUUGCGGCGGUUGUGGCUUCAACGGAUUGGCCGGAGGUAACCAGGUACAGAGGAUUAUUUGCUGCACAAGCUCACAGGGAGGAAAUUAUUCAAGAUCUUUAUAAAUUAGAUCAGGAUUGUCAAAGGGGUCCAGUUCAUGGAGGAAUGAUCCGGGAACUACUUAAAGCCUUCAGGAUUUCCACUGGGGUUAGACCCGAAAGGAUUAUAUUCUACAGGGAUGGUGUCAGUGAAGGCCAAUUCAGUCAAGUUCUGCUUUAUGAGAUGGACGCGAUAAGGAAGGCCUGUCUCUCACUAGAGAAUGGAUACCUACCACCAGUUACCUUUGUUGUGGUGCAGAAAAGACAUCAUACACGCCUUUUCCCUGUAGAUCAUAGUAGACGUGAUCAGAUGGACAGGAGUGGCAAUAUUCUUCCAGGAACUGUUGUUGAUACCAAGAUUUGCCAUCCAACUGAAUUUGACUUUUACCUCAACAGCCAUGCUGGAAUUCAGGGAACUAGUCGUCCAACACACUACCAUGUGUUGUAUGAUGAGAAUGGAUUCAGCGCAGAUGCAUUGCAAAUGCUUACAAACAAUUUAUGUUACACGUAUGCUAGGUGCACACGAUCAGUUUCUAUUGUCCCUCCCGCAUAUUAUGCCCACUUGGCUGCAUUUCGUGCUCGAUAUUACAUUGAAGGUGAUUCAUCAGAAAGUGGUUCAACCAGCGGGAAUGAGAGCAUAAGGGAGUUUCGGGCCCUUCCCCUCGUCAAGGAUAACGUGAAGAAUGUUAUGUUUUAUUGCUGAACUGUAUGAUGCCCUUACGGCCUGCUGUUGGUUCUUUGGUAUGAAAAUGGAGUACCCCAGGUCCCCAACCCAUGCUUCAUCAGUACGGAUGCUUUUGGUGCUGUACAGAGUAAAUAGAUAUACCUGAAUAGGGGUGUCCAUAGUUUUAUAUGUAAAGGAUUAUUGACUUAAAUUCUCUUUUGGGCCAUAACAUUCGUGUUUAUGUAUAACUGCUGGCUUUACCAUGCACUUUUGAACUCCCUUUAAUUCUCUUGUGAGGAUGUGAAGA
This is a messenger RNA of Juglans regia (Persian walnut), 3360 nucleotides long. RefSeq names its product protein argonaute 5-like. The record is from RefSeq and is a predicted model, not a curated record. Gene Ontology annotation, cellular component: cytoplasm. Gene Ontology annotation, biological process: regulatory ncRNA-mediated post-transcriptional gene silencing. NCBI's taxonomy places the organism in Eukaryota, Viridiplantae, Streptophyta, Magnoliopsida, Fagales, Juglandaceae. The transcript is spliced from 23 exons. Gene Ontology annotation, molecular function: RNA binding; protein binding. The coding region runs from base 117 to 3092 and encodes 991 amino acids.